CCAUUAAUUGCCAAUGCAUCUUGCGGUGUGCAGUAGCAAUUCACUUGUGUCAGUACUCGUGUUAUCCAGGGCGGGGAGACUGUUCCUCAUUUUAAUGGCUUCCUGGCUCCAUCUAAUAACCAGUUCAUCAGGGAAAGCAGGAUCUCAGAAACGUUAAACAGGUGGUCACAAACACACAUCUGAAAACACCGACCAUGGAGAAAAGGUGAAAUCCUCGGCGAUUUAUUUUUACACCACAAAAGGAAAUAUACCCUAAAGGACGGCUUUACAGAGUUUAACGUACCUGGCAUUUACUUCUGGAAGUGGGGCUUUCGGAACAUAUCGGAGAGAGUAUGAAAGUGACAGUGUGUUUUGGAAGGACCCGGGUGGUGGUUCCGUGCGGGGAUGGGAAUAUUAAAGUACAUAGUCUUAUUCAGCAAGCCGUCAUGAGAUAUAAAAAAGCUAUCGCCAAGGAUCACGGCUACUGGUUACAAGUCCAUCGUUUGGAGCACAGUGACGGGGGCAUCUUGGAUCUUGAUGAUGUUCUGUGUGACGUGGCUGAUGACAAAGACCGGCUUGUGGCCGUGUACGAUGAACAGGAUCCUCAUCACGGAGGAGAUGGCACCAGUGCCAGCUCCACGGGUACUCAGAGCCCCGAGAUGUUUGGCAGCGAGCUCAACUCCAGCAACAUCUCUGCCUUCCAGCCCUACCAGGUGACAAGCGAAAUCGAGGUCACUCCAUCAGCCCUCAGAACAAAUAUGCCACUGCAUGUCCGGCGCAGCAGUGACCCAGCGCUUCUUGCCUUGUCCACAUCAUCGUUCAGUGAAACACAUUUUACAGCGGAAGAGCCUUCUCGCAAAAACCCUACCCGAUGGUCUACGACGGCAGGCUUUUCAAAACCAAAUACAGCAUCUGGGACUCAUAGUCUCGAAAGGAAGAGAGACGGUAUGGGGGCAUAUCGAAGUCUGCCGAGAGAUUCUGGAAACUGGUCCAACCAGUUUCAGAGGGAGAAUGCCCGCACUUCGUUAAGUGCCAAUCAUCCAAUGGUGGACAAGUGGCUGGAGAGGCAAGAACAAGAGGAGGAUGGGGGGACAGAGGAGGAGAAUGGUCGGAUUGAACCUGUGGGCCGUGCAGACUCGUGCCAGGAGCACACGCCAGCAUUAUCUUUAGAUGACAUGGUAAAGCUGGUAGAAGUCUCCAACGAUGGCGGGCCUUUGGGAAUCCAUGUAGUGCCUUUCAGUGCUCGGGGUGGAAGGACCCUGGGGUUAUUAGUGAAGCGGCUGGAGAAAGGAGGCAAAGCUGAGCAGGAGAAUCUGUUUCAUGAGAAUGAUUGUGUCGUACGGAUUAAUAACGGAGACCUGCGCAACAUCCGAUUUGAACAAGCGCAACAUAUGUUCCGGCAAGCCAUGCGUUUGCCCGUCAUUUGGUUCCACGUGGUCCCCUCGGUGAAGAAAGAACUGUACGAACAGUUGUCUCAAAGCGAGAGAAACCCGACCUCUUACCCUGGUCGCUUCAGCCCUGACUCCCAGGACAGCUUGGGGGGAAGUCUAAACGUGGGCCUGGACCGCACACCUCAGAGGAUGCCCCGGCCAGGGAACCAGAUGGAGCAGACAGAGUCCUACUCGCAGCUACCUCACAAUGUGAGCUCCACAGGGAAACCCCCCUCAGGCCCAGGCCUGGGUCCAUCUCCACAGAGAGUGCAAAGCUCCACUCCAACCCCAGGGUUCAACACCAAAAAGAUAGGAAGGAGGCUCAACAUCCAGCUGAAGAAAGGUCCAGAAGGUCUAGGUUUUAGUAUCACAUCAAGAGAUGUUCCUAUUGGUGGUUCAGCCCCAAUAUAUGUGAAAAACAUACUUCCACGAGGAGCUGCAAUUCAAGAUGGCAGACUGAAGGCAGGAGACAGGCUAUUGCAGGUGAAUGGCGUUGACCUCAGUGGGAAGACGCAGGAGGAAGUGGUGGCCUUACUGAGGGGCACGACGAUGGGUGGCACGGUCAGCCUGGUGGUCCUUAGGCAAGAGGAAACCUUCCUGCCCCGGGAGAUGAAUACUGAAUCAAGUCAGAUGCAGAGUCCCAGAGAAGCGAGGCGUGCAGUGAGGGAACCGAUGUCUGCUGCUGGGGAGACGCAUUGGCUGAUUGAGAAAACAGAAGAUGAAGAUCUUGUUCUCACACCAGAUGGUACCAGAGAAUUCUUGACGUUUGAGAUCCCCCUGAGCGACUCUGGCUCUGCAGGCCUAGGGGUCAGUGUUAAAGGCAAUAGGUCCAAGGAGAACCAUGCAGACCUGGGCAUCUUUGUUAAGUCCAUUAUCAACGGAGGGGCUGCAUGUAAGGACGGCAGGCUUCGAGUGAAUGACCAGCUCAUAGCAGUGAAUGGGGAGUCGCUAUUGGGGAAGACCAAUCAGGAGGCCAUGGAAACACUGCGGAAGUCCAUGUCUGUCGAGGGCAACAAGAGAGGAAUGAUACAGCUGAUAGUUGCCAGGCGAAUUGCAAAACGGAAUGAGCUGGAGAUGCCUGGGAGUCCCUCUGGAGCGGAUGUGGCCCUUGACACCUCGCUAGAUGACAGGGAGCGGAGAAUCUCCCACUCGCUGUACAGUGGGAUCGAAGGGUUACAGGACACCCUGAUGCCCAGGGCCUCCAUAGCCGACAGGAGGAUGAUUGGUAACUACCAUCUGUCUCCCACAGUGAACAUGCCCCAGGAUGACACUGUCAUCAUCGAGGAUGAUAAACCACCUGUUCUCCCCGCUCGCCUGUCCAACCAGUCAUCGUCCAGCUCCCAUGAUGACAUGGGAUUUACAACAGACGCAGCUGGUUGCUGGGAUAAAGAACUCCAGCAAAAUCAAUGCACUCUGAGCCCCGACUCUGACCCGGCGAACAGCUUCCUGAGAGAGGGAUUCGGACGUCAGAGCAUGUCAGAGAAGCGCACCAAGCAGUAUGCAGACGCCAGCCAGCUGGAGUUCAUUAAAACACGCAAAUCAAAAAGCAUGGAUUUAGUAGCGGAUGAGAUUAACCUCAGCCCUCGGUCUGAGCAGAAGGAAGGUUCUCCAACCAGAGACGUGGGCCCUUCAUUAGGCCUUAAGAAGUCUAGCUCUUUGGAAAGCCUACAGACGGCCGUCGCCGAGGUCACUCUAAACGGAGACGUUCCCUUCCACCGGCCGCGCCCGCGGAUAAUUCGAGGAAGAGGCUGCAACGAGAGUUUCCGAGCAGCAAUCGAUAAGUCCUAUGACAAACCCGCUGCAGAGGAGGAUGAUGAGGGAAUGGAGACUUUGGAAGAGGACACAGAGGAAAGCUCGAGGUCUGGGAGAGAGUCAGUGUCUACAGCCAGCGAACUGGCCCUGGGCACCAGCUCUGCCUCGGGCUCCAUGGAGAGACAAGUGAAUGGCAGCCAGGCCAAAGAAGACAAGAAGAAGGACAAGGGUGGGAAGGAUAAAAAGAAGCAAGACCGCGACAAAGAGAAGGACAAGAAUAAAGCUAAGAAGGGAGGGAUGCUGAAAGGCCUUGGAGACAUGUUCAGAUUUGGCAAGUACCGUAAGGAUGAGAGGCUAGGAGACAAAAUGGAGCGCAGGGGGUCCAGUAAGAUGAAGACUGAGGAGACACUGCCAUCCGGAGAGGAGAGACUGCGAAUGAAGCUGGAGCAAGAGCGAAUUCAGGCUAAAACUCGGGAACUGCGAGAGAGGCAAGCUCGCGAGAGGGAAUACGCUGAAAUCCAGGAUAUCAACAGGACGUUCGGAUCGGAUGACGACCCGACCUACGCUGGGAUCGGCUCCUACGACUCAUCCCUGGACAGCGAGCACAACCUUUCAACACCCACCCGAGCACAGAGCCCCCGAGAGGACAUGCAGUCCGUCGAGGCUGUGUACGCACAAGUGAACAAACCUCGCAACGGGGGGCCCCCUUCCACUGGCAGUAACAGGCUGGCUCCUAGCAACCACGACCGGAUACAGAGGUUGAGACAUGAGUUCCAGCAGGCCCAGCAGGAGGACGACGGGGGCAAUCGCAGGCGCACCUACAGCUUCGAGCAGCCUUGGCCCAGCUCCAGCACGUGCACACAAAGCGGUCGUCAUUCUGUGUCCAUAGAGGUGCAGAUGCAGAGACAGCGUCAGGAGGACCGCGAGAGCUUCCAGCAAGCCCAGCGCCAGUACAGCUCACUGCCACGGCAAAGCCGAAAGAAUCCAAGCUCAGUGUCCCAAGAUUCUUGGGAAAAGGCCUACCCUCCCGGAGAAGGAUUUCAGAGUGCCAAGGAGAACCCGCGCUACUCCAGUUACCAGGGCUCACGGAAUGGCUACCUGGGGGCAACUGGCUUCAACGCCAGGGUGCUCCUCGAAACCCAGGAGCUUCUGCGGCAAGAGCAGAGGCGCAAGGAGCAGCAGGCGAAGGCCAAGCCACCCUCAGAGGGGUCAAACAGCUAUGACUCUUACUCCAGCCUCAAGGAUCCCAGCACCACCUCAACCAAAGGCCCCUAUAGACAGGAUGUCCCGCCUUCUCCGUCUCAGGUAGCCAGGCUCAACAGGUUGCAGACACCGGAACAGGGGCGGCCGUUUUACUCCUAAAGGAAAAGACGAACAAAUCUGUGUACGUUGGCAAUAAAAAAGUAAGAGUAAGAUAAAAUUAAAAACAAAGUGAAUGAACUUUUCCUUUUCUCUCACACCCCAUGGACAAUUUAAAAAAGACUGUGGAAUAUGUCUGUGAUCCCAUCUUUAGUGCCUUUCAGUAAUCUAGGAAUAAAGACUUACAAGCCUUGAUAUAUGGCCCCUGUCUGCCUAUUUUAAGCUUCGUUUGUCAAGGGACUCCACAGACAAUCACACGAGUGUCAAGGAAUGCAAAUCUAAUAAUGAUAAGUAAGGGAGGCCAUACAAACCUAGCCCUAAUUAUUGAUGUUCUCUUUCUUAUUAAUGGUACUGUGUCUUGAACUUUGCAUUGGUUUCCUCCAAGUGUUGCUGUUGCAGUUCCUCUAUAUACUAUAUAUAAGAAUCCAGGUAAUGCAUUACCACCUUAUACAGCAGCCAGAGAAAGCCUGCCUUACAAAUUGUCCUGAACAUACAUUCUAAGCUUAAGCUACAAAAAUGGCUUGGACGAUGCUCUCAAUUUUGGCAUGUGUUUAAAAAAAUGGCGGGGAUGUGGGCGCUUUCUUUGUGCUGUGUUUUCAGAAAACAAUGCAGAGGGUUUUAUAUGCCUGGGCUCUCCCAUGUACAUUUUACAGACUCACAAACAAACAUUGCUGUCAGUCUCUGCUAAAUUGUUUAUUAAGUUACAGGGAGAAAAAAGUAUCAACUGGUUAAUCUGAAAUCUUAGACUAACCCUCUUGUACAACCGAUGAGCGUUACAAAAUGCUGCAGAGUGACAUUUGAUUAUUUGGGCUGAAAUACAAUCUGUGUAAUCUGUUUAAGUGUUUUUUUUUUUACUGUCGUUAUUUAUAACAGAAGUGAAAAGAGUAAGAAAGAUAAUCAUGUUUAACUGACAUCGCUGUAACAUAGAUGUAUCCUCUUGAGGAGAAAAAAAAUAAUCUGUAUGUGUAAUGUGAGUGUCCCCAUGUCUAUGAAUUGUAUGUUGGCAAAGAGAUGAAACGUUUGGACUUAGCGGUGGCUACAGGAAAUGAGUUGGGCUGAACACAUAAAAGGGAAGAUUGAUUGAUUAUUUUGUUGAUGUGUUUUCAAGAAGUAUUCCACUGUGUGUGUGUUGAGGAGUUCACAUGGUGUUUGGUACUUCCAUAUUCUUUCUAUUGUAGCGCCAUGUGUGUGAAGAAAACUCUGUGCCCUUCGUUUCUGUAUACUGUACAAGGCAAACAGAAUCCACAUGGAAGACAGCGAGUGGUUCACCUGUGAUACUAAUUUGCAGCUGGGGGACAGAGAGCAUUCUGUCUCAACAGCUGUUUCAGUGUUGUUUUCUUUCAUAUUUCAUGUGCUGAAUGCAGGACUUGGACUGGUUAAGUGCCUGAGAAACCAGAUGUGAACACAGCAUACGUUUAAGUCAAAAACAAUUAUAUCAUAAUUAUAAUUAUAUCAUACUAUUUUUCUUUUUUUUUUUACAAUAUGUUGAAACAAAAGUGGUGCAUAAGUUACCAGUGUCUUUUUAUUCCUGUUUGUCAUUGCCUUUAAUAAUUAUGUACUACAAUGUUUAAAAUACAAACUAAAAACCUAUUACUAAUGUAAGCACAGUGCAAUUGGUUUAUAAACUUUGACAUGAUGUAUGAAGAACAGUAUACAGCUGCUUUUCCUGUACAGAUCGAACUUAAAAUAAAAAAAGGCUGUUUCAUUCUGUUUGCAAUAAUCUCUGUUGUAUGUACUCUAUUUUCUGCAAUGAGCAAUUGAGCUAAUCAUUUCUGAAGUAGAUAUAAUUGUAAUAUACUUUUCCAAAAGGAUCUGGGCUAUAAUGACAUGGUAUGUGAAGUCAGUAUUAAAAAUAUGCCUUUGACAAGA
This is a messenger RNA of Acipenser ruthenus (sterlet), 6389 nucleotides long. RefSeq names its product partitioning defective 3 homolog. Gene Ontology annotation, molecular function: phosphatidylinositol binding; protein binding. Gene Ontology annotation, biological process: establishment or maintenance of epithelial cell apical/basal polarity; cell adhesion; microtubule cytoskeleton organization. The transcript has 26 exons. The record is from RefSeq and is a predicted model, not a curated record. Lineage: Eukaryota; Metazoa; Chordata; Actinopteri; Acipenseriformes; Acipenseridae. Bases 333 to 4523 code for a protein of 1396 amino acids. Gene Ontology annotation, cellular component: adherens junction; cell cortex; apical plasma membrane.